UUCAUCCAUUCGUCUUUAGAAAUCUUACCAGACUCGAAUAUUUGGAUUUAAGUUUGAAUAUAAUAUAAAGUUUACCUUAUGACAUGAUGAAAGGCCUUUCGAAUUUAAGGAUAUUUUCUAUUAAUAGAAACUCUGGAUUGUCAGGAAUUCAUACCAAAUUAUUAACGGAUCUGCACAACUUGACUGAAUUUCAUGCAAAGAAUUGCAGUCUUUCUAUACUCAAAGAGGAUUUAUUUUUUGACUUAAUUAAUUUAAUACUCAUUGAUAUAAGUUACAACCAAAUUACAUAUCUCCCGAGCAAUCUACUGAAAAAUAAUAAAAUGCUGACAAAGUUAUUUUGUUCGCAUAAUAGAAUAUCGGAACUUCCAACAGGAAUUUUUGAAGGACUUUCUACAUUGAGAGAGCUAAAUUUGGCUGGAAAUCAGUUAAAAAAUCUUUCUAAAUAUGAUUUCCAGAAUUUGUUGUCUUUGAAGACACUCAUUUUAUCACAGAAUCGCCUCACACGUUUACCGGAAGACAUUUUCUUGACGUUGAGUAAUUUGUCAUAUCUCGAUCUUUCUAACAACAGUCUUAGUAGAAUUUCUGGUAAACACCCUUUUGGCAGCAGCAAGCAUCUAAGUCAUCUCCGUUUGAUGUAUGCCAAUUUGGCAGUAUUUCCCAUGAUAAAUUGGACAGAAUACAACUUGACUGACGUAGAUUUCAGAGGUAAUCGUUUUGGAAUAGUGAAAUUGCCAAUUUACACUCCAAACCACAUGAAAAUGAAUUUGUCUAACUGCAAAAUCGAAACAAUUUACAUAGAUGACUGGAUAUAUGGAUUUCAAAUGCCUACUUAUGAUAUAAGUAGCAAUGAAAUAAUAUGCGAUUACGACCUGUACCAGUUCGUCACUGUACUUAAGUCAAAUAUAAAAAUUGCAUUAAAAAUGUUUCCAAAUAUAGAAAAAACAACGUGUUACACAGAGGCAAGAAAUUCUUGGCGAAAUGUACGGCAAAUAAGAUUGCUUGAUAAUACACCAUUCGUAGCCAUAGGAAAUUAUUGUCCAACUAAUUGUAAAUGCUUAACAGAACAUUAUUAUGUGAAAUUGAAUUGUUCCAGAAAGGGAUUAAGCAGAAUACCAGAAGUUCUGGUCCACAAUGCAAGAAUUGUCGAUUUGAGUAACAAUUAUAUAAACGAAUUUUCAAAUGUUGAUACUGUUACGUGGAAAAACGUCACUCACCUAUAUCUGAGUAAUAAUUGUUUAACUAAUAUUCCAGAUUACUUUCUUCCUUCACAAAUGACAUUUCUUUCAUUAGAUGGAAAUCGUUUAACAGAACUUCCACCGGGAUUAAUAAGUUUCAUCGACAUAUCUAAUAGAUUUAAAAUUCGUUUAUCGGGAAACGAUUGGAAUUGUGAUUGUGAUUCUCGUUUUACAAAGGAUUGGUUGCUUAGAAACAUGCAGAAGAUUGCCGAUUUCUCAAAUGUUUCUUGUCGAACGAAUUCCUCUCUAUUGUCUUUUACUGAAAUUGUGUACGGUGAUUUCUGCAUAGAAACUGCGAAUAAUUAUGUUUCUGUUGUCGAAUGGCUAAUCUCUGUUAUCGUUCUCAGUAUUGUCAUCGUAAUCGGUGUUAUUGUAUUUGUGUAUGUUUUUUACUGUAGGAAAAUCAGGAGAAAGUAUCGCAACCGUAAAGGCAAUAUACACGAAAUUCAGCCAUUUAUUUCUAUGCAUAUUAUACGUAAAUUGUGGAAUAAAAACAAUUAUUGAGUAGUCUGCUUAAGUUAAAUAAAUUAAAUUAUAUCGACUUAAAAUAUUGUAUAAAAGUUUUAGUUUUCACAAUAACAUCUUAAAUUACUGAGAAACAUUUUAUUACAUCAACGAAUCUCGAGAACGGCAAUAAAUAAAUGAAAAUGGAGAUUAUAUUUAGAGUACCUAGGGCCACAUGAUCCUGAUAAACUGUAUACUAACUUCAAGUCUAGACCGGAAGAUCAGUGACUUUAAUGAUGAAGUUUUAUACAGCGAGAAAUUACAGAGAUUAAAUCAGGUAUGGAAGUGAAUUUGAAACUUAAUUUGUUAAAGUAUUGUAAUUCUGAUAGCUUGUUUAAUUUUACGAGAAAGAUUUUAUUUUUGACAAUUUUUAAAAUUUUGUAAAUAAUAAAGUAA
Messenger RNA from Centruroides sculpturatus (bark scorpion), 2135 nucleotides. Its product is annotated as protein toll-like. The record is from RefSeq and is a predicted model, not a curated record. Gene Ontology annotation, molecular function: protein binding. Gene Ontology annotation, cellular component: extracellular matrix. Lineage: Eukaryota; Metazoa; Arthropoda; Arachnida; Scorpiones; Buthidae. The transcript has a single exon. Bases 84 to 1739 code for a protein of 551 amino acids.